Messenger RNA from Neogale vison (American mink), 396 nucleotides. It is a transcript of the gene SCT, whose product is annotated as secretin. Gene Ontology annotation, biological process: brain development; positive regulation of pancreatic juice secretion; negative regulation of gastrin-induced gastric acid secretion. Gene Ontology annotation, molecular function: hormone activity. The transcript has 4 exons. Bases 1 to 396 code for a protein of 131 amino acids. Gene Ontology annotation, cellular component: extracellular region. NCBI's taxonomy places the organism in Eukaryota, Metazoa, Chordata, Mammalia, Carnivora, Mustelidae. The record is from RefSeq and is a predicted model, not a curated record.
AUGGCCGUCGCGUCCCUGCUGCUGCUGCUGCUGCCGCCGCUGCUCCGGGGCUCCGCCGCGCUCCCCGCGCCCCCCAGGGCCCCGCGGCACUCGGACGGGACGUUCACCAGCGAGCUCAGCCGCCUGCGGGAGAGCGCGCGGCUGCAGCGGCUGCUCCAGGGCCUGGUGGGCAAGCGCAGCGAGCAGGACCCGGAGAACAGCACGAGCUGGACCAAGUCGGCCGAGGGCCGCCUCUGCCUGCACUGGCCGUACACACCCACCCUGCAGGCCUGGAUGCCCCUGAGGGACCCCCUGGAUCAGACCUGGUCUCCCCAGUUGCCUCCUGGGUCCGGGUCUGGGGCCACCUUUGCAGAGCCAGCCAUCCCCGCUGUGGAGGCGACCCCGAGCAGGCCCUGA